Exophiala spinifera is the source of this 2007-nucleotide messenger RNA. RefSeq lists its product as uncharacterized. The transcript has a single exon. The coding region runs from base 1 to 2007 and encodes 668 amino acids. Gene Ontology annotation, cellular component: nucleus; cytoplasm. Gene Ontology annotation, molecular function: GTPase regulator activity. The record is from RefSeq and is a predicted model, not a curated record. NCBI's taxonomy places the organism in Eukaryota, Fungi, Ascomycota, Eurotiomycetes, Chaetothyriales, Herpotrichiellaceae.
AUGGAUUACUUCCUGGGCAAAGUGACCCAGCAGGCCAUGAACUAUGCCAUACGCUCGGGGGUGGCCUUGACAGCAUCUUAUGCUCUCAGACAGUCAAACAAGCUUCUUCGCAACGCACCCAAGAGCAACGUGAAGGACGAACUAGAGGUGGCACAGCAGCAGCUUCAGCACAAGAUUAACAUCAUAUCACCCUCAAUUGACAUGAUCGAAUUGAUCGCCGCCAGAGGAAACACAUCACUAGAGGCAGCAGUCUCCUUGACUAAAGAACUGCGCCUGGAAAUCCAAUCGCUCGCUCAACGCCUCGCACAGGCGGCAGAUGCAUCCGAGAUUGCCAACAAAAGCAAACUUAGCAGUAGCAGUCAAGUCAAAGCUCACAAUGAGCUAGAGCUUAAGCUGAUUGUUUCUGAUAUCAAACAUUUCCUCAGACGACUCGAGGAUGCCAUUCCUCUCAUCACCUUGGCUAUCUCCACCUCGGGAGCAAGUCUGUCAACAUCUCUUCCUCACACUGUAUCACCGUCCCGCUUGCUGCAAGCCAGCACGUUCCUCACCGCCGGCGAUACACAAUACUCAAUCACACCACAGCGAGCCGUACAAAUUGGCCCGACCUUUACAUUGACAGUGUACAUGCUUUUUGCUGGCCACGAGCGCCCACGAAACGAAGAAGAGAUCCGAGAGACGACGUGGAAGGAAGUCAUUCACAAGGCUCGAGUCAAACUGCGUCGUGUCCCUCUCGACGCCGUCACGAAUUCAGCAUCGGCCUCCGAAAACAUACCCUUCAACGAGAACCCCACGUCAUCGCCAUUGUCGCGAUCACAAAUCAUACCCGCCACGAACCGUUCCGACGAAUAUGCCUACCAAAUCCUGAUCAUCGAAGACUUCGAUGACGAUCGCGUCCAUGAUUUUGAAGACGAUCAGGCGCGCCCGGGCCCUUUUGACGAUGUAUUGCUCGCCGGCAUCCGCGAGACGAUCCCUGUGCAUGAAAUCUCCAAGAUCUUCUACGCCGACACAAGCAAAGUCCUCAACAUCGGGUCUGAUGCGGAAAGCAACCACCCGGUCUUACUGCUGAAGCGUGAUUUGAAUGCCGUUCCCCCUCGACGCAUGAUGGAAAGGGAACGCCCCGCCGCCGAAGACUCCACAUCGGAUCACGACCAGCAUAUACGUGAGCCCGUUAAUCAUGACUACGACCGUGGCCAGCACGACCCCUGGCGAUUCCCGCCCUCCCUUGACCCCGAGUGGAUCGCGUUCGAAGUAUACACUGAAUCCGAACCUGAAGACUCGGAAUCCGAACAUGAAGAAAGCGAUGUUGUGUCUCGGCGCGCUGACGCGGAUCUCGAGUCCUCUCGCCUGUCUGAUUCCAUGUCGAACAUGCACAUCAACAAUAACGGCAGCAGUCCCGGUUCACAACUCCAGACGCGACACCCGGACACAAACGCCCAGACGCCCCCUCCUUGGGUCAACGGAAUCAAGACAUCACUGUCCCUGCUCGAGCUCUUGCUGCGCCUGACUUCUCUCCAGCAGUUCCAGCAACAAUCCCACCUGAGCAUCACGGACGAAUUGCUCAAUUUCUUCCUCGAGGAGAGCGCGACGACCGGUGCCGGCGGCGACGAGAACUACAGACAGGCCCUGCGCGCCGAGGCGAGGAGGAGAGUCGGCUGGGAUCCCUACGACGAGAGCCCCAUGAAGAGACGCGGCGAGGAGUACCAGUACUACGCCCCCAGUCCGGCCAUGAGUCCCGGCGCCGUGAACGAAGGCUGGGCGAGCCCGAGGAGCCCGAGGAACGCACCGACCCGCUCGACCCCAAGCGUGUCCGAAUACACGGGGCCUGCGUCGCCGAUGGGAUCGCCGCUGGUUGAUAGGGAGAAGAGUCGGGGAAGUAGAGCGUCGUGGCUGAAACGGCAGGGGCAGGAUGACAGUGCGAGUGCCAGGAAGGGCAGCCCGUUACGACCGUCAACCGCGCAUACAGACGAAGGCAUCGGGACGAGUCCGGCGAGCAAGGGAGACAUGUGA